AUGGCAGCUCCGGACCUUUCGCCGUUGGCCAAAAAGACGCUCGACGUCUCUCGUGGCUUCAUAUACACCUACUACACCUCGCCCACCCGCAACUCCAAGCCUACCCUCCUCCUCUUCCAUGGCUGGCCUGACACGGCGCGUCUCUGGGCCGGUCUCAUCAACAACUACCUCAUCCCAAAUGGCUUCGGCGUCGUGGCGCUGGACAACCUCGGCUUCGGUGAUACGUCGAAGCCCACCGACCCAGAAGAUUACGCAUGGCACCAUGUCGCAGCCGAUGCUGUCGAGAUUCUCGACACCGAGUGCUUAACCAAAGUCAUCGCCCUCGGCCAUGACUGGGGCUGCCUCAUCGCCCAACGGCUGUACAACUUUCACCCCGAUCGCACCUGCGGCCUUGUCACGUUGAACGUUCCUUACAUGCCACCCACUGGCCACUUUGAUCUCGAAACGGUCAACGAAACGACGAGGAGGGCAUUCGGCGUUGGCAUCUUCGAGUACUGGCACUUUUUCCUCGCCGAGGACUCGGUAGACCUCAUGAAUCAGAACCUCGAGUCUGUAUAUAGUGUCACUUUCGGCGAGCCGCAAACCUGGCUCGAGAACUGGUGCACGCCCGGCAAGAUGGGUGAGUUCAUCACCAGAGGCCGCAUGCAACCGACGCUACCGUUCGCUACACCGGAGCAUAGAGCCGACUUUAUGGAGCGAUACAGCAGAGACGGCGGGUUUGCCGCGUCAAGAUGUGUUUACACUGUGACGGGCUCCGGGAUCCAGGAUAAGUCGGAGAGGAUGCUGAGCGAGGAUGUUAAGACGGUCGCGUGCCGGUGCUCUAUUGGGGCGGGAAACAGGACUACGUGUGCAGACCUGAAUUACUUGAGCGGAGCAUCGCCGCUGGAGUGCUGCCAGAUGUCAAGAGUAUGA
Messenger RNA from Colletotrichum fioriniae, 912 nucleotides. The record is from RefSeq and is a predicted model, not a curated record. NCBI's taxonomy places the organism in Eukaryota, Fungi, Ascomycota, Sordariomycetes, Glomerellales, Glomerellaceae.